Molecule: messenger RNA, 1774 nt
Organism: Arabidopsis arenosa
Lineage: Eukaryota; Viridiplantae; Streptophyta; Magnoliopsida; Brassicales; Brassicaceae
Source: the annotation of a GenBank genome assembly
GAGAAAGCAGACAAAGGGAAAGCUAAAUCCGUGACCCGGAUCCGAUAUUAUCGGGUUUUCAAAAUCUAAUUCUGCUUAUCUUCUUCUUCUUCUUCCUGGGUUCUUCCAAAAAUUCAAUUUCACAAAAAGGGCACUGCCCUUUAUCAUGCCUAAAAUUCUCAGGAUCUAAAUAAAACUGUAGAAAAAUGGGUGGAUGUGUGUCAACCCAUUCAAGAGCGAUUAGGCCUCGGAGGAAAGGCCGUCGUAGAUCUUCCAAACACUUUUCUAAAGUGUCUGAUAUUGUUCCUCAUUCUAAUAUUAGAAGGCCUAGUGACGUUGGGAGCCGAGUUUCUUUUGCUAUCUCGCAAGAUGAUGCAUGGUUUGACUCUGUCAGUGUUCUUGAUUCGGAUGAGGAUGAGGACUUCAUCAGCUUACCUGAAGAAAAUGUGCCAUCAGCACCAUCAGCGGGUGGUGCGACGGGUAAUAUACCAAAUGGUCAAGUAGUUCAAUUUGAAUCUUCUUCGUGCAUUGUGGAUGGGAAAGGAAAGUACGAAGAAUACCACGAGACUUACUUGAAGAUAGAUGGGAGUAAAACCGAGAAGUAUGUGACAAAAGGGAUGUACAAGGAUCCGAGUGGUCUCUCUGUUCUUACUGGAAACAACAAGAAGAAACUAAUGGACCAUGCAAGCUUUAAAGGCUUGAAGGAACAGAAACGGAACUCUCAAGAGAAAACUCUGAGAACCAGUCUGAGCCGAUUGAUGCCAACAGUUAGUUUCAAUGACAAGACUCUAAACUCACCCACAUCUCAGAAACGAAAAUCUGCUGUUUAUCGGCUUUCUUUCAAGAGGAGGUCGUGUGAUGGUGAGGAAGUUACUGAGCAACGUAAGUUGCUGUACCGUCCAAAGGCGGGAUUUACAAUUCCUUCCUCAGGCAGAGAAAAGCAGUCCAGCGGAAGUUGGUGUGAGAUACCGCCUUCAACUUUUAAACUCCGUGGAGAAACCUAUUUCAAAGACAAAAAGAAAUCCCCAGCUCCAAAUCAGUGUCCAUACACUCCUAUUGGUGUUGACUUGUUUGUCUGUCCAAGGAAGAUUGAUCAUAUCGCCCAACACAUUGAGCUUCCAAACAUCAAAGCCGAGGCAAAGCUCCCCGCUCUUCUUGUUGUCAACAUUCAGUUACCAACCUAUCCUGCUGCAAUGUUCCUUGGCGACAGUGAUGGAGAAGGCAUGAGCAUUGUACUUUACUUUAAAUUACGAGACAAUUACGAAAAAGAAACCUCUCAGCAGUAUCAGGACAGCAUCAAGAAACUUGUCAAUGAUGAGAUGGAGAAGGUAAAAGGGUUUGCUAAAGACAGCAACGUUGCUUUCCGUGAAAGGCUUAAGAUAGUAGCUGGACUUGUUAACCCCGAAGAUCUAGCCCUAAGCUCUACUGAAAAGAAGCUUGUACAGGCUUACAAUGAAAAACCCGUCCUCUCUCGUCCUCAACACAACUUCUUUAAGGGUCCAAACUACUUUGAGAUUGAUUUGGAUGUACAUCGAUUCAGCUACAUAUCACGAAAAGGACUUGAAGCAUUCAGAGAUCGACUGAAAAACGGAACUCUUGAUCUCGGCUUAACCAUCCAGGCUCAAAAACCAGAAGAACUGCCGGAGCAAGUCCUAUGUUGUCUAAGGCUGAGCAAGAUUGACUUCGUUGACCACGGUCAGAUCCCGAGACUUUUGAUCCCGGAGGAUGGGGAAAAUCAAGUGUAAACCUCAUCUUCUAUCUUCAACCUUUGGAUGAAGAAACCAACCCGGAAGAC